Molecule: messenger RNA, 105 nt
Organism: Pelagomonas calceolata
Lineage: Eukaryota; Pelagophyceae; Pelagomonadales; Pelagomonadaceae
Source: the annotation of a GenBank genome assembly
AUGCCUCUGCUGCUGGGCUCUCUGCCAGGAAGUCAAAUCGCAGAAACCUCCGCGCAGCCCUGCGAGCCAUCGAAGCACCUCUACGUGUCGGUUUCAGGACCUGUC